AGGGAGACAACUCGUGGAGUGGAAUGGGGGACUCGCACUGGUUUUUCUGUAAUGCUAACUGCUAACAGAACAACCGGUCGAAUUUGUGGGAAAUGUGAACACUAAUUUUGUAAUUUGUUUUUAACAAAAUAAAGCUAUGGCAGUCCCACAAGAUCUGUUUACAUUCAACCCAUUAGGCAAAAAGGUUCAGAAAGAGCAGGUGACGACACACAAGCUGUCUUUGCUUGUGCUGGUCUAUGAGUACCAGCAGCAGAAGAAACCGCCAGAUCCUCUGGAUCCUCCAAUUUUUUCUGAGACUGAGAAACGAGACUUCAUGACGACACUGCUCGACUUGUUACAGAGUCUUCAUCUUGAGCUUGUGGUCCUCAAACAACGACUGGAACCCAUUCUCAAGCCCUGUCUCUAUGAAGGCUUCAUUGCCAGACUGAAGGAGUUUUCAGAAGAAGGUGUGCAACCACUGAUGGAUUUCUUUGAACUUGUCAACAAUCUCGUGUUCCCGGAGCCUCCCGAUGAUCCACAGAUUGUGAAAAGCAGUGUUUUUGGUUUGUUUAUAAGACGUAUGGUAUUGGCAUUUAACAAGCUGUCAUUUAGUCAGGUGACCUACUUUCACAGCAAGGUCAAGGCCUACUACAGUGUCCUCGUAGAGGCCGAAUCUGAACUGGCAAAGUCAAUGACGGAAUCUGUUAUGAGUUUAUCUGGGAUGGAACCUCUUACCAAAAGUGGACUGGGCAAGUCAUUUGAUGGCCUUCACCUUCCUAGCGAGACUGUUCCUGGAGGAUUUUAUUCUCAAAAACAAGCCGAAUAUUUUAUAGCACAGCAGGCAUUCAUGUUGCUUCAUAAUGAACAAGCUGCAUUGCCUCCUGGGAAGCUUCAAGAAAAGAUAACUGCUCUGUUAAGGGACAUGCCAGAUAUGGCAGAAGCUUAUUUUCUGAGCUACCUGAACAGUCUGAGGGUGAAAGAAUACUGCACUGCCCUGCACAAUCUGUACAACUACUUCAACCGUAGUGCCAACAUGGCGGAGGAAAGUGCCACUCCGGGCAAGGGGCAGGACGAGGAUGUUUCACGCAGAUACGCGGCAUUAAAUCUGGCAGUUCUUCUUUAUCGGUUUGGUCACAAGACUGAGGCAAUGGAAGCCCUCCAGGAAUCAAUACGCAUGGCUCAGAAGAAGAAUGAUCAUGUCUGCUUACAGCAUGCACUGUGCUGGCUACAUCGUCUAGGGGACAAUAAUGUCGCUCACACAAAAAACCUAAUGGAACGAUCGGUGUCAAAGAGUGCUGAGCUGUCUCUGCCGUAUCUAACAUCACUGGGAGUGCAAGCCUUAGCAAAACACAAUGCCAUCACAACAGCAAAGCCAUCUAGUGUGUUUGAAUACCUGGUUAAAAGUGACAUUCUCAACUGUCAGCACUCUCUCGUUGGGUUGAUGUGUAUUAGCUAUGCACAGAAAGCAGCCCUUUGGAGCAUGUAUGGUAAAAGAGAAUGUUCCAGCAUGUGCAGUCAACUGGUUUUGAACCUGGAUACCUCAGAAAGUAUGGUUUAUUAUAACGGAGAGUCAGUCUGUAUAGCUCUGUGCAAUCUCGCACUGCACCACAAAGAUGAGGGUAACUACACGACCGCUUUGGACCUUGUUGGCAAUGCCAGACACCGUUUUCCGGCCAAAUCCCAGUACGCACACAUCUGGAUGUGUUGUGAACAGGUGAUACUGUUUGACAGAAACCUCUACAACAAGAAGUGGAGUCAGGCGGAGCAGGCUGUUCUCAACCUGAGAGCUUUAAAUGAAGAUGAAGCAAAUCUCAGACAUGGCAUUCUGUUGCGGGAAACGGGUGAGGUAACAGAAGCAUCAUCUGAGCUGCACAGUAUUUUAAAGAAGGAGAGCAGUAGAAAGAAAAAGGAAGUAUCACCAGACUAUGAGUGCAGUGUUCUGCUAGCCCUGGUUGAGGUGUAUACCCAGACAGGGAACCCAGCUACAGCUCUGCCCCACGUGAUGGACUGUAUCACAAGAGCCAAGGAACAUCACCUGCACUACCUCCUUGCUAUGGCUACCAUUUACCUGGCCUUCAUUCAGUUUGACAUGCGACUGUAUGAGCAGGCAUUGGGCCUAAUAGAGCAGCAUCUGCUGACAGUGUUAACUCACGGCAGCUGUCUGGACAAAGCCCGCACCCUGUACCUGUAUUCCAAGUGUUGUGUGGCUGCAGCUAGCAAGGCCUCUCCAGCAGAUCGACGCUCAGCUCUGGCCUCUGCUGUGAGUGUGAUGAACCAGGUUAUUGAUCUGUUCAAGAAGAUAGAAGCCAAUCACCGGGUAAAGGACGCCUUGUACUAUCAGGCCAGACUCUUCAACGAUCUUGGCUACACUGCAGAGCGGAACAAGUGUGCCUACCAGUUCAAACAACUCGAUCUGCUGUCAGCCACGGAAAGUCCCAUGGAAGUCACCAUGUUCUAAUGUACCAAUAAUCACUGAAAGUCCAAUGGGUGUUGCCGUGUUCUAAUGUACCAAAACACUGAGAGUCCAAUGGGUGUUGCCAUGUUCUAAUGUACCAAAACACUGAGAGUCCAAUGGGUGUUGCCGUGUUCUAAUGUACCAAAACACUGAGAGUCCAAUGGGUGUUGCUGUGUUCUAAUGUACAUAAAGACUGAGAGUCCAAUGGGUGUUGCCGUGUUCUAAUGUACCAAAACACUGAAAGUCCCAUGGGUACCAAGAUAUGGCAGACCUUGUGGGCGUCACCAAGGCACAGAAAGUCCUGUGGGUGCCAUGGUAUUUUGAUGUACCAAACGAGGGAAAGUCCCAUGUUUGUCAGUGUUUCAAGACAGAAAGUCCCAAGGGUGUCACUAUGUUUGAUGUACAGGACGCAGAAAGUGCCAUGGUUGUCAUUGUUUUGAUGUACAAAACAGAGAAAGUCCCCAAGGGUGUUGCCAUGUUUUAAUGUACCAAGACAUCAAAGUCAUCCUUGGUGUACUAAGAUUUGGAAAGUUAAGUAGCAAUGGUUGUUUUUUCAUGUGGUGAGGUAUCAAGCUACUAAAAGUCCAUUGCAAAAUGAGAGACUUUCCCACUGAUGUUGCCAUACUCUUGAUAGACGAAAUUAGGAAAACUGUCAAGGAUGAUAAUAUAUUAUUGACCUAGUUAAGGAAAUGCCCACGAGUGUUACCAUGGUGUGGCUGACAAGUUAGGAAAAAUAAAUAAGUUGUGAUCAUGUAUUACAAAGAAAAGAUGUGCAUAUUCAAGUGUUAUAUAUACCAAGAUUGAGGAAGGCUCAUGUGAUAUCACAAGUGCAGAUGAUCCAAGGUAGAUAACCAGGGGCAUUCCCCAUAACAAAUUAAAAUGUCCAUAUUUUUAACAAUGUCUUUACAAUUUUAUUCAAAGUGUCCUUUUUUGAGGGAGUUUGUCCAGGUUAUCAUUCUAUAUUAUUUCCUGGGUCUGCUGUUGCAUGGAUAAUUCCAUGUGUGUUGUGACACGAGAGGUAGUCUAGUGGCAGUGAUACAAGAAAAGACUUCUGUCAAUUGUCUGUUGUCAAAAGCUGGAAGAGAUACCCAUCAUCUUGAGUACUGAAUGGGUAUCGAGCUAUCACUUAGGAGGGUGUUUAUUACCUUGGGAAUUGGGGGCAGCAAACAUUGGUGGUGGCGGUGGCAACAGUAACUGUAAAAUAAACCACCACUUGUCACCCACUAAUAAACACUGUUUAGUGACCUGACCUCGUCAAAUACUAUGGGAAAGUGCAUAUAAAAGAUUCCUUGCUAAUAGCACUGAAACAAUGUAGGAAGUUUCCUCCGCGACUACUAGUAAACAAUUUCCAAAUGCUCGACAUCCAAUAGCCGGUGAGUAAUAAAUCAAUGUGCUCUAGUGGGGUUGUUAAACAAUACAAACUAACUUUUAUCAGCACUAAGCGAUUAAGCAUUCAGUGUGUUGUGUUCAGCAAGAAAGGGACACAUUCCUCACAUCCAAAUGAAACUGGAAAACUGUCACGAUAGGAAUCCAUUUGAUAAAGACAAGUGAAAUUAACUGUUGUAUUGUCACUCUAGGUUCUGACAUUGAAUAAAAAGAUAAGAAAAAAAUA
This is a messenger RNA of Gigantopelta aegis, 4046 nucleotides long. RefSeq names its product anaphase-promoting complex subunit 5-like. Gene Ontology annotation, cellular component: anaphase-promoting complex. Gene Ontology annotation, biological process: protein K11-linked ubiquitination; positive regulation of mitotic metaphase/anaphase transition; anaphase-promoting complex-dependent catabolic process. The transcript has 18 exons. NCBI's taxonomy places the organism in Eukaryota, Metazoa, Mollusca, Gastropoda, Neomphalida, Peltospiridae. Bases 137 to 2437 code for a protein of 766 amino acids. Gene Ontology annotation, molecular function: protein binding. The record is from RefSeq and is a predicted model, not a curated record.